UAUGCAACCUGUACUAUAACGCGAAUAGUCAUUAGGCUAUUACGCCAUUUUAAGUGUAGUUUAUGAAUUUCAUGAAAUACCUGUCUGUGACACUGAAUGAAUGUCAGAAAACACAAUGCGCUGAGUAACUGAGGAACAGCUUGUUUGGCCAUUGAGUUUCGGCGCACACGAAAUGAAGAACAACGAAAGUAAAACAGCGUACAUCCACGUCAGCGCACAGAUGUUGACAGACAGGAAGAACUUGCACGCAGGGUGGACGGGAGCGCGCACGCUAAGCGAAGAAGGAAAUAUGGCGGCCCACAUGACACUAGCCCAGAUAUCAAAUGGAAACGCAGCUUAUGACCAUUUCUACCGACAAGUGGAUCCUGCAAACACUGGAAAAGUGGGAGCUGCAGAGGCCGCCCAGUUCCUAAAAAGAUCUGGCCUCUCAGACAGCACUUUGGGAAAGAUUUGGGAAUUGUCUGACACAGACCGUAAGGGCUAUUUGGACAAACGGGGAUUUUUUGUUGCUCUGAGGUUGGUGGCCUCUGCCCAGAGUGGCAAUGAUGUCAGCCAUAACAGCCUAAACCAGGCCGUGCCGGCUCCAAAGUUUAGGGACACAGGCAGUCCAUCCCUGAGUUCAGCCCCUCCUCUGUCCACUGACUCCAGCUGGACCGUUAGGUCUGAUGAGCGAGCCAAGUUUGAUGGGAUCUUCGAGAGCUUGUGCCCUGUGAAGGGCCUUCUCUCAGGGGACAAAGUGAAGCCGGUCCUUAUCAACUCUAAACUCCCCCUGGAUGUGCUCGGCAGAAUUUGGGACCUCAGUGAUGUUGACAAAGAUGGACAUUUGGACAAAGACGAGUUCACAGUGGCUAUGCACCUGGUGUACCGCGCCAUGGAGAAGGAGGUGGUACCCGCAACCCUCCCCUCCUCCCUCAUCCCUCCAUCCAAGCGGAAGAAGAUUGCAGGGUUGCUGCCGGGCUCGGUGGCCGUGCUGCCCUCCAGCCCCUUCAUGCUGAAGGACAGCCUGGGCCUGCGCCCCACCACCUCCACCCAGGGCAGGCAGAGUCCACUGGGCAGCAGUGGUGGCGGUGGCCCAGGCAGCCUGUCCCCGAAACACUCCUUUAAGAGCAGCCAGCCCCCACAGCCUGCAGUGAGCUGGGUGGUCCCGCUGGCCGACAGAGGGCGCUAUGACGACAUCUUUGCGAAAGUCGACUCUGAUAUGGAUGGCCUGCUUGGGGGCGCUGAGGUCAAAGACAUCUUCAUGAACUCAGGACUGUCUCAGAGCAUGCUCGCACGCAUCUGGUCUCUGUCCGACACCAAACAGAUGGGGAAGCUGUCCAGAGAGCAGUUCUCUCUGGCCAUGUACCUCAUCCAGCAGAAGGUCACCAAAGGCCUCGACCCUCCUCAGGCCCUCACCCCAGACAUGAUCCCCCCGUCAGAGAAGGGAACACCGGGGCCCGGUUGCUAUGGCUUUAUGGCUCCUCUUCUUACCCCCCAAAGGGCUGCGUUUAACAUUGGCCGCAACACCAUCAGCAGCAGCUCAGUGGUGGCCCUGGAACUCACCGGGACCAAAGAGCUGGAUGACAUCAUCCAGGAGAUCAACCAGCUGCAGAGGGAGAAAGUUACAGUGGAGCAGGAGAUCAGGGAGAAAGAGGAGACCCUGCGACACAAGAGCAGCGAGCUUCAGGACAUGCAAGGGGAGCUGGAGAGGGAGACCAGCGGGGUGCAGGACCUGGAGGCCCAGCGACAGGUGGCCCAGGACCGGCUUCAGGAGAUGGACCAGCAGAGGGCCAAGCUGGAGGACAAGCUCAACGAUAUGAAGAGCAAGUACCAGAUGGAGAGCCAGAAGGUCUCAUCGCUGCAGCUGGAGAUCAGCUCUCAGGAGCAGGAGGUGCAGAGCCAGGAGAAGGAUCUGAGUCGCACGCGCACAGACCUGUACUGCCUGCAGCAGGAGGAGAGUCAGCUGGAGGAGCGCAUCCACGCCGGCCAGGCCAAGCUCCAGAGCAUCCUCAACCUGCUCAAGACCUCUAAGGACGAGAUGGAGGAGGCAAAGAGUGAGCUGACCCAGAUCAACAGCAGCCAGCAAGAGCUGACUAAGACCAUUGAGGAGUACAGCAAGGCCUUGAACGGCAGCCUCAGUGACCUGACCCGCUUCCCUGAGCUUGAUGACCCCCUGCCCAACAAUAGGCCUCCGGAGCGCCUUAAUGGGGGCCAUGACGGCAUGGAGAGCAGCUCCAGCUCCUUCCGGUCUAGAGUAGCCAUGUUCAACACUACUGCCAAAGACAUUCCAGCAGAUCCCUUCAAGUCUGAGGAUCCAUUUAAAUCAGACCUCUUUCAAGAUCCCUUCGGAGGAGAUCCUUUCAAAGAGAGUGACCCUUUCAAAGCUGCCGAUCCGUUUGCGUCCGCAGACCCCUUCGGGAAGGGUUCCUCAAAGCCCAACUUGUCUCGAGGCGGCAGCCCUUUUGCCCAGUCCAGCACCAAGCCCAAAGACUCAGGUAGCCCAUCCAUCCAUCUGUCCGUCCGUCCGUCAGCCAGUCAGUCAGCGCCCUGUUAUUAAGCAUCGCCUCUCUCUCUCCGCGUGUGUAUAUAUAUAUACACACACUAACCACAGUUGUCUCUGUGCAUUGUCAUCACUAUUGCGAUACACACACCCGCCUCACUGAAAAUGGCAGCCCUCCUCUGCCUGUGUGCAGUUUGACACAAGGCCUUUUAUUUAGAUCUGUCUGCCGUAGACCCAGUGUGUGUUUGUUUGUCUUGGGCCGGGGCCUUGUGUUGUCUGCCCUGGGAGUAGAAGAAAACAAGGGAGGGAGACAGAAAGUGGCUCAGCUCCCGCAGAUGCCUUUUUCCAAAUCUGUUCUAAGAAGUCCCAAGAAGUUCUAAAGUAAAAGACCAUAAACCUACACUGUAAACUUGUGUAAAAACUAAUUUGCAGUGCGAGUCUGAUGGACAUUUUGCGGCUCAGCCCUUCGUCUUCGUCGCAUUUGGCUAGAGCAGGUUUCUCCUUUUGUCAUAAGUGAAGGUGCAUGUAUUAUACCCUACAUUGAUCCUUUUAGCAGACGCUUUUAUCCAAAGCAACUUACAGUACAUGUGAAGUAUGCAUAUCAUCAGUUUGUUGUCUCAGUGGGAACCAUGACUUAAGUGUCUUCAGCAUCUUGUUGACACCCUUGCUGUUGUUGAGUGACAGGAACACAAGACCAGAAUGUUAGAGAUACAGGCCACCAGUCGUGCUCCUACCAGCUCCGGGCUUGCAAGCGUUAGUGGGAAGGGGAAGUGCCACCCCCCUCCAAUGCCCCAUAAUUUAAAGUGAAGCUAACAUGAGUCGUUCCACUGAGAAAUCUACCUGUGAACACGAUCAUAAAACA
This is a messenger RNA of Clupea harengus (Atlantic herring), 3341 nucleotides long. It is a transcript of the gene eps15l1b, whose product is annotated as epidermal growth factor receptor substrate 15-like 1. The coding region runs from base 173 to 2536 and encodes 787 amino acids. The record is from RefSeq and is a predicted model, not a curated record. Gene Ontology annotation, biological process: endocytosis; endosomal transport. Lineage: Eukaryota; Metazoa; Chordata; Actinopteri; Clupeiformes; Clupeidae. Gene Ontology annotation, molecular function: calcium ion binding; cadherin binding. The transcript is spliced from 20 exons. Gene Ontology annotation, cellular component: clathrin coat of coated pit; plasma membrane; cytoplasm.